This is a messenger RNA of Dunckerocampus dactyliophorus (ringed pipefish), 1087 nucleotides long. RefSeq names its product peptidylprolyl isomerase (cyclophilin)-like 6 (gene ppil6). The transcript has 9 exons. Gene Ontology annotation, biological process: protein peptidyl-prolyl isomerization. The coding region runs from base 155 to 1051 and encodes 298 amino acids. The record is from RefSeq and is a predicted model, not a curated record. NCBI's taxonomy places the organism in Eukaryota, Metazoa, Chordata, Actinopteri, Syngnathiformes, Syngnathidae. Gene Ontology annotation, molecular function: peptidyl-prolyl cis-trans isomerase activity.
GAUACAAGGCUGCUGUUGAUAUAUGCUGGGUUUCUGUUGAAUUAGAAAUUCGAAUUUCACAAGUUCUGCUUGUGAAAAGCAAGUAAAGCAUUUUAUUAACUCCAGGAUAGCAGAGAUAGUUUGAUAAACACAUAAACACCAUCUUUAAACAGAAAUGGCUGGCUCAAGUCCAAACAGCAUGGACCCAAAGCCGCACAUAGAAAUCGUUGGCUUGAUUAAAGAACCACAUUUUCAUGUUGCCAAGAGCAUCACAGAGGGACUGAUACAGAAGUUUCCUCGUGAGUUUACGGAGCCAACAAUUCGCCCGCUGCUUGAAUUUGACUGGCAUGCCUAUCUGAGCAACCAGAAGAGGGAGAUGCGUGGCGAAGUAUGGGAGUUCUCCAGCGGUGUCAUGUGCUUCCUGGAUGGACAUUUCAUCGGGGAUGAGGGCGCUCUCGCCACUUGGGCCGAGAACCAGUGGGGCUUCACCUGCAUAGAGCCACAGGCUUCCUGUGUGGGCGAACACUACCUAAAACACCUCCAGUCAACCGGGCAUAGGUUCGUCUUCAUGGACAUUGAGAUUGGAGGAGAGGCAGUGGGGAGGUUGUUGUUUGAGCUCUUCUCAGAUGUAUGCCCAAAGACGUCAUGGAACUUUGAGGCCCUCUGCACAGGAGAGCGAGGCCUUUCGCCCAACGGCCACCCGCUCUGCUACAAGGGCUCCCUGUUUCAUCGCGUGGUGCCCAACGGCUGGGUGCAAGGCGGAGAUAUUUCUCCAGAACGGAGAGGAAAUGGAGGGGAGUCCAUCUAUGGACCAACCUUUGAAGAUGAGAGCUUUGCUGUCUCCCACACAAAGCGGGGAACUCUUGGAAUGGCCAAUAAGGGCCCUCACAGCAAUGGCUCCCAGUUCUACAUCACCCUGCAGGCCACAUUUUGGAUGGACAGGACUUAUGUUCCUUUUGGUCAAGUGGUUGAGGGUGUGGACGUCCUCAAGAGAAUAGAAGAGACCCCGACUAUCAAUCAAAGACCCAAGCAUGAAUGUACAGUGGUGAACUGUGGGGUAUUUAAGGUAUAGCUUCUGUUAUAUUAAAAACACAAAUAAAAUGUAUUG